Molecule: messenger RNA, 517 nt
Organism: Triticum dicoccoides
Lineage: Eukaryota; Viridiplantae; Streptophyta; Magnoliopsida; Poales; Poaceae
Exons: 1
Coding region: 165-434 (89 amino acids)
Source: RefSeq, a predicted model, not a curated record
GAACAAACAGAGCUGCUCUGCUCAUCGCUGAACCCACCGGUACACCACCACCACCACCACCCCACAGCUGCAGCAGCAUUCCAAGAAACCUCUCCGACUCCGCGCGCCGCUGCAACUGCAACUGAUCGCGCAACAAGGCACCACACCAGUGUACUGUAGUCAUCAUGGCCCCAGCCGAGAGAUCCUGCACGAUCGGCCGCUUCGCCGCGGACGAGGCGGCCCCGCCGGAGACCCUCCACGUAGUGCGGCUGCAGCGGCUCCGCCUCCGUCGCGCGGCGGAGGGAUGCCUCGACCCCAUCGCCGAGGAGGACGACUACGCUGGCAGCAGCAGCAGCAGUGGCGGCGAAGACGACCACGAUGGCCCCGCCGGCUCGCCCAUCGCCCACGGCAGCAGCAGCAGCGCCACCGUCGACCUUGCCCAAAGUUUUCGCUGAUAGGCCAGAUCAACUAGACACAGUGUUUAGCAGUAUUAGCAGAAUUUCAUUUAUGAAACCACUAAGGAAAUUUUGAUGACUAA